Ilex paraguariensis (yerba mate) is the source of this 468-nucleotide messenger RNA. The record is from the annotation of a GenBank genome assembly. NCBI's taxonomy places the organism in Eukaryota, Viridiplantae, Streptophyta, Magnoliopsida, Aquifoliales, Aquifoliaceae.
AUGGCUUAUGUGAAGUCCUUUGCAUUUAUUGCAAUGCUUCUUGCAAUUUCUGUUAUUCAAUCCGAGUGCAGAGUUGCAAGAAAAGACUUGGGGGUGGAUCUUGGUGGUGUGGGAGUUGGGGUUGGAGCUGGGGUGGGCUUGGGACUUGGUGGUAGUGGCUCAGGAUCUGGAGCUGGGUCAGGGUCGGGUUCUGGCUCUGGUUCUAGUUCUGGGUCAAGCUCAGCUUCCUCAUCAGGGUCAUCUUCGGGUUCUGGAUCUGGAGCAGGAUCUGAAGCGGGUUCAUAUGCUGGGUCUAGGGCUGGUUCGGGAUCAGGCAGCAACCAUGGGAGUGGAGCAGGAUCCGGGUCGGGUCGAGGUAGUGGACGUGGGGAAGGAUAUGGUCAGGGGUCCGGCAGGGGAAGUGGUUCUGGGUCGGGUUCUGGCUAUGGUGAAGGCCAUGGUGAAGGUGAAGGUGAUGGUGGGGAGUGA